AUGGAUCAAUAUUCGUACACGGAGCUUGAUGGCGUUAUGAAAAAUCCGCCAGAAGUAUCUUAUGAGUCUGAUAGUAAAUCAGAGUACAAUGAGGAUAAGACAAGUGAACCAGUAACACCAAUUUCGGAAAGUGUUAACGUUUUAUACAACACGAGAGCUCUCAGCAGACACGCAACAACGUACAAACUUGAAAAAUUCGAAAAGAACUUCAUGAUAAUAUUUAAUCAAGAAAAUAUUGUCGGCUACGAACCGAGGUUAGGAACAGAAAAAGAUGUUGCAUCACUUUGCAGUACGUUUUCGGAAUUUGGAUUUGAAUGUGUCGUUCGUACCGAUUAUACGAAAGCGGAAAUAAUGGAAGAACUUCAAGUAUUGAAAGAAAAAGAUUUCACGGACUAUGGAUGUGUAGCGGUAGUGGUGUUGACACAUGGAUCUUCCGGAGGUUUACUUAAAGCAAAGGACACGUCGUUUCACGAAAGCGAGAUUGUAAAUUUCUUUAAAACUCACGACAAACCCACACUAGCAACGAAGGCAAAACUUCUAAUAGUUCAGGCCUGUCGAGGCAAGAAACCAAUAAGGGCGAUAUACGUAGGGCAGGCAGCAAAAAUAAGUAAGGAUGAAGAUGAUCGUGCUGAUGAACCUUACACGCUACCAAUCGAGUCAGACAUGCUAAUUCUCCACAGUUCAUACAGAGGUAACCCCUCUCACAGAGACGAACUUCACGGUUCAUGGUUAAUACAAACACUUUGCACUGAAAUUAAAAGGAAUUCCCCAAGAUUGGAUCUAGAAUCAAUCCUCACUGACGUUAAAAGAAAAGUAGCUAUCGAUUUUUUUCACGCAGUUUACAAUAAAGGAUCUCGAGAAAUAGAUAUUAACAAACAAAUGCCAGUCGUUACGUCUACGUUAAUAAGGAAAUUGUAUUUUAAAAAGUUCAACGAUGAACCUUCAACACCGGAAGUAUUCAGUGAUAGAGGAACGAUGGGACAGAAUGAGGUUCUUGAUAGUGAAACACCACAGACUCCUACGUUGCUGCCACGAUUUGGACCUUGCUUCUGUUUUCUAGACCAUUUUUCAUAUUUGAAGAAGUGUUUAAGGCAUUUGUUAGCAGAAAAUCCAGAGGACAUGCUAGCAAGAUCGUAUCUUAAUUUAUGCGAUACGUUUGACGAUAAUGUAGAUUUUAAUGCAGCUAAGGAGAAAAUGGCUACCCUCAUAUCUUUGCAUCUCAAAAAUUAUGAAGGAACGGUAGAAUUUUUCAAAUAUUUACAUUUGUAUGAAACUAGGCCCUAGGUUCUUUUUUUUUU
Molecule: messenger RNA, 1298 nt
Organism: Melitaea cinxia (Glanville fritillary)
Lineage: Eukaryota; Metazoa; Arthropoda; Insecta; Lepidoptera; Nymphalidae
Gene: Casp-4
Product: caspase-3-like
Exons: 5
Coding region: 1-1284 (427 amino acids)
Biological process (GO): proteolysis
Molecular function (GO): cysteine-type endopeptidase activity
Source: RefSeq, a predicted model, not a curated record